Molecule: messenger RNA, 7652 nt
Organism: Octopus sinensis (East Asian common octopus)
Lineage: Eukaryota; Metazoa; Mollusca; Cephalopoda; Octopoda; Octopodidae
Exons: 40
Coding region: 151-7464 (2437 amino acids)
Biological process (GO): centrosome duplication; protein localization to centrosome; centriole replication
Cellular component (GO): cytoplasm; centriole; pericentriolar material
Molecular function (GO): protein kinase binding
Source: RefSeq, a predicted model, not a curated record
AGUUGCUUUUUUUAAAGCGCGGAAUUUUCAAAUCUUUCAAAAUUUGUUGGAUUAAUUAAGUCCUUAAUUAGCUUCGUUAUCGAAGACAACAACAACAACAACAAACAGGACACUGAGCAACAUAAUUACUGGUGAGAUGGUGCCGCCAGCAUGGCUGGAAAUGUAUCUCAAUCACCAACUGCUGGAAGUUUAGUGAAAGAGAAAAUAUUUCGAACUGGUUCUUUUAAUGAUGAGACCAUCUGUAGUUCACCGAUUCCUCUUGCUACAUCAACUGCAAAGAAGGAAGUGACAACACAAUCUUGUACGUCUGCCACGAAAUCUUCUCCACAUUCAGAAUCUUCUACAAAAACACAAAAUACAACAACAACUACAAAUGCAACAUUCAAACAUCCUGGGAGUUUCAUCCCCAGGAAAACUGGCAAGAAGCUUGGUAAGACAUCACUGGGGAAUGUCAGUAAGGAAGUUGGUAAGACAUCUUUAGGAAAUGUCAGCCAGAAAGAGAAGACAGAUGACAAAUCUGCUACCAUUAUACCAAAUUUUCCAGCAGUGGAACCUUACAAUAUAUCUGCUUAUUCUGAGAAUUCUAUUCUCUCAAAUGCUUCAUCUCUUGGUCUUAUUCCAGAUGAAUUCCUUCAGAGUGGAAUGGAAUCUCUGUUGAAUCCUCUCAAUCAAACCAAUGUCGAUUCUGCCAAAGAAACGGCCAAUCUCUCUCGGUCUUCCAGAUUGUCUGACAUCGAGUUAGUCCGACGCCAUGCCUUGGGAAAUGUCGACACUGCCCAGAGGAAGCUGUCCGUCGCAGGUAAUGGUCGUUUGGAUGUGACGCAGGCGUUCCUUCAGAUGCACAUGUUAAGUAUGGGCGACAGCUCCAAGCAGCCCCCUGUUGAGUUGAAGGAAGAGGAUCUGCGGAUGCUGGACAGUGAGUUUGAACUUGAAGACCCUGAAGAAGCUCAACCGAUUCUAAAUCUGAUAGAAGACAAUCUCAGGGAGAUAUCUAUGGUGUCUUUAAAGGGUUCUGCAAGUGCAAAGCUUCCACGUGUUGACCUUGGAAAACCAAAAACUGACUUUCUGAGCGCAACCCCAAGAAUUGACAACAGCCUUGAGGAAAUGUCAUAUUGCAGUACAAUUGGCCGGCCAUCUGCUUUCGCUGAUUCCUUUUGUCUUGAGAAGGUUCUCUCUCAGAUGACAGAUAAUGUACCAAUAGGUGGUGCUGGGCAAACUCAGCAAAAUAGUGAAGCUGUAGGACAAGAUAAAUGGGGGCACCAGAUGAACAGCACCCUGAUGUCAUCUGCUGAGAACCCGGAGCCUUUGAAUGUCGAAACCUUCUUGGACGAACCUUUUGAAACUGACCUUGCUUACCGUGCAGAUUUUGAUAACUAUGUGGGAAACAUGAAAGGUUCAGGAUUUGGGUCUGCAUCCGAGGAUUUUGCCUUUGAUUCCGGCACUUCUAAAUUAGAUGCUGAUGAAGCAGAAUUCAAUGGAAGAAAUGAUUGCUCCAAUUACGAUAAAUGCCUAGAAGUACCCCUGGCUACUGAUUUGACCGACUGGAGUUACUGUAGUCAUCUCAGCUUUGUUAACCAAGGAGAAAAAGACCGGAUGUCAGUUGGCACCUAUAUGAGAAUAGGCUCUGAAACUCUGCCAAAUUCUUUUCUGUACAACCAAUCCUUGUCAACCGCUACUUCACCUGCCUUGGAGAAUUUGGCAGAUGUGGGAACCAGAACAUCAUCUGUGCAGCUGCAAGAUAUCCAACACCCUAUGCACAUGUCAGUAAAGAAGAAUAAGGAUCUGGAGGCGGCAAAUCCUGAGCAGAAUCCUACAGUAUCGUUUUGUGAACAGUUGCAAAUACCGGACGAGAAACAGGAGGGUAAUAAUAAUAAUAAUAGCGACACAUUGCAGAGUGAUGGUUGUCAAGACAACAAUCUCACCUUGGUUUCACAGUCUUUGGUUAGUAACAGUUUAAUCUCAGAUAUGCUCGAUGGAGUGAGCUUGUCCCUGCCCUGUAAAGAAAUAGCAUCUAGAUUUGAAUCCGAAGUUAACCACAGGUGCAGGUCAAGAGGAAGUGUUCAGAAAAAGGAAUCCUCCCAUCAGGUUGAUGCCAAAUACUGCAAAACGGCAACAUCACAGAGUGACACUUCUCCAAGAGUUACUGGUGGUCUGGAGUUGCACAACCCCACACAACAGCUUCACAUCAACGCCACACAGGGUUUGAACCCCUCUCAAAAAGCUUUGCAUAGUUUCAGUGAUGAGGCUCCGUUUACAGAACUUUCUGUGUCUUUAUCAAGUGCAGACACAUUGAGGGACCCAUCGUUACUGGAACCGAGUUCUUUACGUACACAGAACGGUUCGUUAUCAUCGGCACCAAUUUCUGGACGCACGCAGAAAGCUCCGUUAUCGUUGACACCAAGUCUCAGAGAUGCUCAGAAAGUCACCUCUUUGUCAGCGCCGACAUCUACAUACCCUCGGAAAGUUCUAUUUUCGUCAGCACCAAGUUCUAUAGACACUCAGAAAAUUCCGUUGUCGUUGGCACCACGUUCUAUAGACCCUCUAAAAGUUCCUUCUGUGUCGGCGCCAACUUCUAUAUUACAUACUGCAUCAUCAAUGUCAAGUUCAACUCCUUCUUUGACACUAACAGCACCCACAGCUCCUCGUGAUCUGAGAACUAAACUCUCUUCCGAGACACCUGUAAAUAUCUCCAGAGGUGUAUUUUCUCCAGGUACAUCUAUUACUCACUCUAUGCAAACUGUGCCUUCCCGGGUACCUGCUCCUAGUUUCAUACAGAGUAGAUCUUCUCCCAGUGCAGUUUCUACCCACUCUAUACAAACUAUUCCCUCCUCAGGAGUAUUUAAUCUUGACAUGAUGGGUGGUGUACCUUCUCGAGAAAGACCGGCUCUGUCAGCUACCUCUGUUUCUACUACCAGUGCUGCCAGUAAACUUCAGAGAACAGUACAUUCCGCACCUGCUGUAUCAUCAAAAAACCCCGAAUAUGCGUCUUCUCCGUUAUCUGACUCCCAUCGCCCACAGGUCAGCAGUGACCUACAACACCAAGAUGAGUUUGUUCGACCACAUCUUGUACACUCUCUUGACUCCUUGAGGGCGAAAGCUUUGGCUACUAAUGAGAAUGUUUACGUUCCUCAAUCUAGACUGUCGAUGAGAUCCGGAAUUGGUACUGGUGAAGAUAACUUGCAGCGUCAGUUAAGUUUCAAGUCCGAAACAAACCUUACCUCUUCCACUAAAAUUAAACCAGAAGCCACCAAAAUCUCUAUGGCUGGUGUCGGACCAUAUUGCGAAAAUAAGAAAUUCAGUGAUGAUACUAUGCACCCAAGUAGGAAGCUGGAAGGGCCACCUAAUGAGGGCUGUUCAGUGCAGCAUGCUAACAAGACGAAGCAGAACUUCAUUGGUGAAGGCACUGACGAAUCAAAACUUUGGAAAACGAUCAUUGAGGAACCUCUCGAACAGACUCAGUUGAAUCCAUUCAUGUCCAUGCUGACUGCUAGCGAACCACUUCCUAAAGAUCAGCUUGGCCACACCGGAAACUGCAGUUCUGUUUUGGCAGACCCCAAUCUAGCAGCAUGCAAAUCCGUUCUGGACGUGUCCUCACUGGCCAAAUUCUCAGACUGCUGUAUCGGUAUAGCUGAGAAGAGUUCAAUAGCUAUCCGAAACCUGAGUAACCACUGGGUGGAGUGUAACGUUGAAUUGAUUCAUAUCUUAGUGAAUGGACUAGAGAUGAGCACCACUGAUUACUGCCCGUUUCUAUUGAAAUCUAAACUUGCACUAGGUCCGUCAGAAGUCAAAGAAUAUGAGGUAAUCUUUUUCCCACAAGAACCUGGUUCCUACAUCGCUAAAGUCAAAGUGGAAUCCUUCACGCAAACUGCAUCAAGUAAACAUAAGAAUGAGACAGCCGUGCCCUUAGCGCACUUUGUAAAGCUGGUUGCUGUUGCGGACUCUCCCAGAUUGCAUAUUGAACCAAAGUCUUUGGAAUUUGGUAAGCAGAGUUGGGGCACAAGUAAGAGUUUACCAGUGAGGUUGGCCAAUAAGAGCAAUGCCAAACUACCUCUUAGAUUGGUUAUAUCGUCUCAAGGUGUGUUUCGUUGGGAUCAUUAUUCCGUAGAGGAGAACGUGAGAGAAGAAUGCAACUAUGCAGUGAGCAACAAAACUAUAUGUAGUCUGGCCCUUCCUGGCUCUCAGGCUGGCUGUAUGCUUAAUAUGUUGAGCCUUCAAGUAUUUUGUGACCUUGCCAAAAACUCUGCCCUUAAAGAUAACACUAAGUCUGCCUCCCUUGUCGGACUUGUUGAAAUACAGUUGGACGUACCCAAUUCUCUGCCACCCCUGGCUGUUAUUCACCUCAGUGUUAUUGCUGGCAUCUACAACUUACAGAUCAUCAACGGAGUUGAUUUAAUUAAAAUGGAGACUUCUUUAAUGAAGCCCCACACACACAAAGUGACCCUAUUAAAUUCCGGCACCUUUGAUUUCAACGUGAUGCUGUACAUCAACAACAGUGAAAACGUGUUCAGCUUGGACAGCAAUCAGAAAAGCAUCUCGGUCGGUCAAGUGGCCAGUGUUGAUGUUACCUUUCACCCGAUCGAUGAAUCUGUCCAAUUUUACAACAUGGAACUGGUCAUCUAUUUACUACCAUCAGGACCAGCUUAUGGAGUUCCAAUCCAAGGAGAGGUAGUGACAAGUUCUCAGUUAAAACCAAAGAUUGUUUCAAAUGCCUCAGAUCUCAACUUUGGUGGAGUGGCACUGGGAAACAAAAAGGAAAUUUCUUUGAAUUUAAAAAAUGGCUCCAACGUAACUGCCAGGUUGAAAUUAUAUAUCAACUCUGAUCUGAAUUCAUUCAAGUUUUGUGUAAUGAAAUCUCAUACCUUAUUGUCAGAGUCAAAGAGUAUUGUGAUUCCACCCAAUGAAAUCUACCCGAUCACUGUUGUCUUCUCCCCAACGCAGCCGUGUUAUGUCCACGGCAAGAUUAACAUUUACGUGUCUUCUGGCAAUUCAUGCAAACUUAUUAUACCUUUGUUUGGCUACGGUGCCAAAAGUGAUAUACGGCUUGUAGAACCCUGUUCUGGUAUACUGGAGCUGGAACAAGCAACUGCACCCUUUGUACAAAAGACUUUUACUAUUCAGAACGUUGGCUUCCGUGAUGGUUUCUUCUGUGUCAAAGUCUUCCAUGAUGCUGAGGAAAAAACUCUUGUUGAAACUGAAAAUAUUUCUGUCAAACCUGAAAAUGGUAUUCUGAAGCCCAAUGGAAAACAGGAUGUAACUUUGACAUGUGACCAGGCAGCCUUAUCAAGUUUACCUCUCUACGUCUCUAUCUACCAUGGUGACGAAGUCGCUCGGCAACAGAUGAAACGGAUUGUGACAAAACUCGGAAGCAGUAAACAGAACUCAAAAUAUUGUGUGUGGUUCAAUACAUCAUUUGCUGAUGAAGAUAAAGGAGCAGUGAUUAAAGAUUAUCUUAAUCAUUGUGGCGAGAGCAGUCUUUCUGUGUUUUUUGGACAUUUGUCUACCAUCAAUUUCACAGUUCAACUAUCCACGUACAGCAAUGAUGUUAUAACGAACAAGUGGAACCAUAGCAGACAUUAUCUUCAAAGUCCGGUUUCUGAGAACAACGAACAAAAUACAAUCCUACUUUCACCCUCUAUCAUGGACGACGUCGGAAAAACAUCGAGCGUAUCCGGAUACUCUUCCUAUUUGCACGACAAGUCACUCACUUCGGACGUGACUCUCAACGCUAACCCUGUCACCUCUGACGUUGCCCCGGGUGACAUCCUAUCAGUGUCUUCAUAUACUUCAACUAUGCUGCAGACUCCAACUAAUGAAAAGACUUCAUCACCCCGGAAGAAGUGGGACCUUCAGCCAUCACAGUUGGUGCUCCAUUGCAACGAUCCUCAGCCAUUUUAUAUCAUCAAUUUUUCUGGAACAUCAAAGAGGUUUCAGCUGCGUUGGCCCCUUGAUAAAUUAAAUGUCAGCAAGAAUCAAGUUGAUGUCGGACCCCAUAAAGUAGAAACCGUCCAUGUCUCCUGUACUGAAGCCCCUGGUGUUGAAGGAAUCUACAUUUAUGUGACAACAGCAGAUGAAGUUUUACGACUUCAUGUCUUACCAAACCCCGUCGUUCCUAAAACUAGUCCUGGUCGACCACCACUGCAGGCACUAACCCUGAAUGUCCCAGACGACCGAGCAAAUCUAGGUUCGACCAAGCUGAGUAGCAAACACUCUGUGAUUACGAAAUCUUACAGUUCAACCAAUCUGACGUCUAAGAAUCCUGCAACCUCCAAGCCGGUCACUUCAGCCAAACUGUCUGCCGACCAUCCUGCGACCUCUAAGUCUGUCAGUACAACCAAACUUAGUGCUGAACGCCCUAUCAUCUCCAAAUCUGUCUCUUCAACGAAGCUGUCUGCUGGUUCUGCGACCUCUAAGUCUGUUAGUUUGACCAGGCUGAGUUCUGAAUGUCUGUUGACUGCCAAAUCUAGCAGUUCUUCAACCAAGCUGCAUGUUGAGAGUACCGUUUCCUCCAGCUCUAUGACCUCAACCAAUCUUAGUGCCGAAUAUCCCAAGACCCUCAAUUCUCACGGUUCAGCUUUCCAGAAAGACAAAGUGACUCUGCAUCGGUCUGGCAUUGAAGUGGGAACAGGAUUACAUCCCUAUUCUUGUGAUGUUGCUAAAAUGUCGCCCCAACUUAACGUUUCUCUCACUGAGAACAAUAUCGCAUUUCAUCUGGAGGAAAGCUCCAAACUGGCUUGUAAUUAUUUGGAAAUCACCAACAACGGUCAACAGACAGUACAGUGGAGCCUCGAUAACCAAAUGGAAUUUCCUUGUUUUUCAAAUAAUGAAGGCAAGACGACUGUGAUGAGAUCAUAUGAUAUGUUCAAAAUAUUUGAAUUGUCAGGGUUACUAUUCAGUGGACAGACCUACCAAGUCCCAAUAAUAUUUUACCCACAAGUGUUUCUGGAUUGUACUUUUGUCUGUCACCAAAACUGUCUCCUCAAAUUCACCUCCACCUCUGAUGAUACUUGCUUAACUCACCCAUUCACACUCCAGGCUUUUCUCGACAACGAUGUCCUCAAUCCAAAGAUCGCCUCUUCAACUGCAGAAAUGUUCAUGCCGUCAUUGAAUAACACCAACUCGAGUUUGGAGGUGAAGUCAAAUGUUAUGGCAUUUUAUCCCUGCCAUCUGGGUGAAACACUAAAAACAAAAGUUAUUAUCAAGAACCGCAGCCAGCAAUCUAUAAAGGUUGCUAUAUCUGACGAAGAUAGUGAUUCUCCUUUCUCUGCCAAUGUGAAAUCAUUUACCAUUAACUCGAAAAAGCUCGUGAAGCUGCCCGUCUAUUUUACACCAACGUGUCAAGGGUUCGUACAAAGACGAAUGGUCUUCUCUUCGGGCACUGAAUCCCUGGCUUUGCUGUUGUUUGGGGUCGGCGUGGGAACACUAUCAAUGUCGACAACAACAGCAAUAACAACAACAACAGCAUAGAACGGUGGCUGCUGUUGCAACGACACUGCCCUAGUAACUGCACUGCUCCAGCUGGUGCAGCUAUUUUCAUCUGCUUUAAACAAUAAAGGUCACAACAACAACAACAACAUCAACAACAGCUGCUGCUGUUGCAAUAACAGGAAAAGAAAGAAAAAAAACAUUGAACAAAACAAAGAAAAUUCAAAGAA